Sorghum bicolor (sorghum) is the source of this 1023-nucleotide messenger RNA. RefSeq names its product formin-like protein 5. The record is from RefSeq and is a predicted model, not a curated record. The transcript is spliced from 5 exons. Lineage: Eukaryota; Viridiplantae; Streptophyta; Magnoliopsida; Poales; Poaceae. The coding region runs from base 1 to 1023 and encodes 340 amino acids.
AUGGCGACGGGGACGAGUGAGAACGAUGGAGGAGUCGGUGGGAGUGGAUUGGUCGGGAGGGGUCGUUCAUCCUACUACCACCACCAUUGUCUCGAAGUGGACGAGCCGUCUUCACCGCCGCCGCUCCCCGCGCUGCCUCCACAUCCUGCCCGAGCCGCCGCUGCCUCCUUCUUCUCCGGCGUAGAGACACUCCCGGACGAGCGCCGCCGCCGCUUCCUCGCCAGCCGGACAUCGUCACGCCGCCUCCUAGUCAUCCCCGAGCCGUACGUCGUCGUCGCGCCGCCGUGCCGCCUUCGAGCUUCUUCGGCGCUGCCUCCUCGCCCUCAUCGCCCCCGCGGCCACCUCCUCGCCCUCGUCAGAGCGCCCCCGCGGCCGCCUCCUCGCCCUCGUCAGAGCGCCCCCGGCCGUCUCCUCCCCGGCCAGAGAACGCCCGCGCCGCCGUCGUCGAGGAUCGGAGAUGUGGAUCGCGCGGCGUCGGAUGUCAACCCCGACCACGCCGCUGGACAAAGGGUGGCCGAGCCUGCUUGCGCUGCUGAAGAUGCGGCGCCGCAGACCACAGAUCAGCCUGCGGCGGCAGUUGCUGCUACAGGCAUCGAGGGAGAGUCUGCCCCGGCGAGUGCCGCGGCGAGCACUCCGCCGAGGGAUGGGGAGGCAGGAAGGGCCGCUCCCCCGAGUAGCAUCGCGGAAGGGGAAGAUAGAGCACCAACCCCUCCCCCUACCGAAGAGAGGAGGGUCCCAACGCCACCCCGGGCAGGGGCCUCUUCGUCCGCAGGCGCCCCGGGCCUGGCCCAGGGGCCGGUGAUGCCUUCGACCACGACUGGCGGCGGUGCAGCGGACGAGGAAGCCCAGGCAUCCUCCGACGACGAGGUGGAGGAAAUUGAAUGUCGCCCCGUGAUGGCCGCCAGCACGUGUCUCUUCCAUUCAACAUGGAGGAAUGCAGCAAAUACUACUUUUAAAUCCCACUCAUACUCAGCAAUUGUUCAAGAACGCGAGUCCUCACCAAAGUUCUCAACAACGAAAUGA